Molecule: messenger RNA, 2218 nt
Organism: Cotesia glomerata
Lineage: Eukaryota; Metazoa; Arthropoda; Insecta; Hymenoptera; Braconidae
Product: neural Wiskott-Aldrich syndrome protein-like
Exons: 8
Coding region: 507-2147 (546 amino acids)
Biological process (GO): actin filament organization
Molecular function (GO): actin binding
Source: RefSeq, a predicted model, not a curated record
AUUAAUCAAUAACAUUUAAUCACCGAUAAAAGUAUACAAUAAUCGAAAAACAAAAAACGCCUGGAGCGAUAACACCGGAAUUUUUUAGUUGAUAAUCGUGCCAUUGUAUGUUUUAUAAACUAAAAGCGACAAUUGACGUGAUAUAUUUUGUCGCAAGAAUGGAGGAAUGAUGGAACAAGGUCCAAACGAACCGGAUGCAUGGGAAUGUCAUCAAACCGUCAUUUGAGUUUCCUGUUUGAGUGUUGAGAGACACCACUUCGUGGGUGGUGUUUUACUACUGAUACUGGUAACUAGUGUACUUGUACUUGGUUAAUGUAGUAGUUGUAAGUUGUAAGACUCAUCUGAAACAUCAGAGCAGAGAAGAUUUUAGUUUAGCAACUACGAGUUUAACUUUAAGAGCAACUAUAAAUGUUUUCAUUAAAGUGGCAAACGGACGGGCAUUUAACUUACCAUGGAACAGUAGAUAGUGAUGAACAUAACCUGGAAAUAAUUAUAUUGAUGAGAAAAUGAAGUCGACGGGUGCGAAAGAGCAUCGGGGAUGUGUGCUCCUCAAACCAGAGGAAAAUGAAGAGAUUUUUCGAUUAAUUGGUAAUCGUUGUCAGUGCCUAGCAGCGGGUGUAAUUCAAUUGUAUUUAACAGAAUUACCCGACCACCGAGAAUGGAUAAAAAAAAAUACCGGAAUAAUAACAUUGAUACGGGAUAACCCGAAAAGAAGUUAUUUUCUACGAUUAUAUUGUCCUCAAAGAAAAGCAAUGCUGUGGGAACAAGAGCUGUACAAUUCGAUGGACUACAAUGCUCCGCUGAGAUAUUUCCAUACAUUUGAAGGCGAAGAAUGUAUGGUUGCAUUUAAUUUUGCUAAUGAAACCGAAGCCGUUAUUAUGAGGAAUAUUAUUUUAGAAAGACUCAAUAGCAAUAAACAGAGGCGGCAGGAGCGUAAAACUAGAAUAGAAACAGAUACUCAGCAAAAAGUAGUCACGUUGCCAAGGAGGAGUCCCAAUAGCUCGACUAAUUUUUUUUCUUCGACCACCAGUGUCAAUAUGAUCAACGGGUCCUCAUCUUCGGUGAGUGUCAACGGGGGUUUGUCUGGUAGUGCGAUGUAUUUGAGGAAGAAAAAGCGUGAGAAAGAUCACAAAAGAAAAUUAACUGUAGCUGAUAUUAGUCAACCUUCAAAUUUUAGACACGUAGUGCAUUUAGGUAGUAACACCAGUAAAUGUAUCGACCCAGAGUCAAUAGAUCCAACAUUAAGAAAAUUUUUCGACGUAGCUGGUGUGACACAGCGGCAACUAACAAGCCGUGAGACCCGUGACUUUAUUUACGAUUUUAUUCGUGGCCACGGCGGAAUAACAGCUGUGAAAAAUGAAUUAGGUUUAACAAGUACUUCGGUUCCAACAUCCGCAGAUAACAAUCAUCAUCCCUUACCUCCCCCGCCACCGACAGCAGACAAUCCACCACCGAUACCAGCGCGAACGGUCCCCGUUACCAGCAGUCCGGGAAUAAAUAAUAACCAAUCGCGGACUACGAGACCUUUGCCUCCAGCACGGACAAACGUCCCGCCACCCCCGCCAAGCGCUCCACCUGCACACAGGACUCUGCCGUCGAGGCCACCACCGCCGGCAGGAUCACCCGCACUGCCUCCGCCGCCUCCCACGGUUCCGCCGCCGCCGCCUAGGAGCAGCUCAAGUAUAUCCAAUGUGUCGAAUUCUUCGGGCAGUGCUCCAGCUCCUCCACCUCCGCCACCUCCACCACCUCCUCUUCCGGAGCUCAAUGCGGACAGUAGUCCCGCGAGUAAUUUUAAUUCUUCGUCGUCUUCUAUUAGUGGUAAUAAUAACGGUGAAUUUAACGACUUGAGGCCGAAACUUAUGGAUGCAAUUAGAAAUGGCACUACUCUUAAGAAAGUCGAGCAAACAGAAAAGAAGACAACUCCCAUUAUGGACUCAAGAAGUGAUUUACUAAAUCAAAUAAGGCAAGGAAUCGAAUUAAAACCCGUGGUUAAUGAACCAAAACCAACUUCGAUAGGAGUCGCUCAAGGUGGACUGGCCUCGGCUCUGUCGGCAGCUUUAGCCGAGCGUUCGCGUUUGCUCGGUUACACUGGGGACAGUCAAGACUCGAGCAGUGGCACCAGUGAUGACGAUGAGUGGGACGAUUAGAUUUAAAUACUAAGUAUUUUAAAAUAAAAAUGCCAACAAACCUUUGGAGUGAAGUGAAAAUUAUAUAGUGA